CUCACAUUCCGCCCUGCUGCUGACGCUGCCUCCUGCCGCCUGCCGCCUGCUCGGACAGACCCUGGACGCGCCUCCCCCGCCCGCGGCGAGCCGCAAAAGGGACCGCGAAGGGAGCCGCGAGCCGCCGGCACGGGUAGCUACCGGGAGAGCGAUCGGGACUGGAAUCCGUGUAAGAGACAGAGAGAAGCUGUUUCAGCUAUUGGUUCCAGCAACAUGGAGAAUGAUAUCAGCUUGAAGUUCCACCAGCAGCUUUUCCUUAUUAGUGAAAAUCUGGUGACUGAAGAUGUAGCAGCUUUAAAAUUUCUCUGUACUGACUUGCUCCCCCUCAGUAAACUAGAAGGUGUGAAGUUAGCAGCAGACAUCUUCAAGCUCCUUAUGGCUCAAGGAUAUCUGAAUGCAAAAGACACCUUCCUACUAGCUGAACUCUUAUAUAGAAUUAAAUGUCUCUCCUUGCUCGAGAAGCUUGGUUACACCAAGGAGAAAGUACAAGAACAUCUGAGUGAGAAGGGAAGAAUAUCUCCAUACAGGCAGAUGCUGUAUGAAUUGUCAGAGAACAUCACCAGUGAGAUGUUGAAGAAAAUAAUUUUCCUCCUGAAAAAUCGUCUUCCAAAGGGACGGAUAAUUCUUUCUGCUUUGGAUUUGCUGACUUUAUUGGAAAAGCAGGGCCUUUUAACUAAAGACAAUAUAAAGAUACUGGAGGAUGUCUGUAUGACCGUUUCACCUGAUCUCCUGGAGACAAUAGACUGCUACAAAAAGGGAAAAGAUAACAAGACAGCUAAUUUUACACAAGGCUUCCCUGAACUAAACCUGGAGCUGUGUGGAGAAGUCAACAAUGUAGAAAAUGAAUCCAAGACUAUGAAAAGCUACAAAAUGGAUGGGCCACACAGAGGAUUUUGUCUCAUUAUUAAUAAUGUUAACUUCAGUAGUUCUCAGAGGAAGGGUUCUUGCAAAGAUGCUGAGCAACUGGAGAGAGUGUUCACAUGGCUUGGUCUGGAUGUGAGGACUUACACAGAUCUGACAUCUGGGGAGAUUAUAAAUCUCAUGGAAACUUGGCAGCAUAUGCAAGAUCACAAAGACAGGAACUGUUUUAUAUGUUGUAUUCUAUCUCAUGGAAAGUCAGGAGCAAUCUGUGGGACAGAUGACAGACCUGUGUCAAUCCGCGUGCUUACGUCCCACUUCACUGCCAAACAAUGUCCCCAGCUGGCUGCAAAACCCAAACUCUUCUUUAUCCAAGCAUGCCAGGGUGACAAGAUACAGCAUCCUGUCAAUGUUGAUACUGAUGGACCAACUCCUGACUUGUCUUCCAUGCAAGAGAGAGUUUCUCUUUCUGAAAGUAUUCCCGAAGAGGCUGAUUUCCUCCUAGGCAUGGCCACAGUGGAUGGAUAUGUCUCUUUCCGGCACACUGAAGAGGGCAGUUGGUAUAUUCAGGCCCUCUGCAGCAAGCUACAAUUGUUGGUACCAAGGGGUGAAGAUAUUUUGUCAAUUCUUACACAAGUUAAUGAAGAUGUGGCCAGACGUGAUAGCCCUUCAGGGACAAAGAAGCAAAUGCCCCAGCCAGCAUAUACCUUAAGAAGAAAAUUUAUAUUCCCAAUACCAAUGGCCCCUCCUCCUUCAGAGCAACAUCAAUGCUUUUAAUACACAUUAUUGUAUCAUCUCAUUUAAAUGCAGUUCAUCACACUACCUGUUUUAAGACAGCCAAAACCCUGAGGAUCUGUUAGCUUUGAUGCAAGGCCUUAUAAAUUUUUUGUCAAACAAACUGUGAAACUGGAGGAGACACAAUUAAAACAAUCAAUGUGCCAGCUAUUUACAUCAUCUCUAUAUUCAGAGUUACCAGUGUUGGAAAAACUACACUGUUUAACUCAUGUUAAGCAUUUUUGAACCUGCACAAGCUGGAGAUACAAUUGGUUUUUCCUUGCAGCAUAGGGAUUGCAUGUCAGCUUUCAUAUUUAAACCAGGAUUGUUAAUGGUCUGGUUUAGACUCAUCAUGUUUUAUUUUGCAGGCUAACAAUUUUAAAUCCUGUUUCUAAAUUCACUAGCUAUGUUCCUAGAGAGAAAAAAAGUGGGAAUGAAGAGACAAAACCUUAGGUAGUAAGUGCAAAAGGAUUUCUUCAAUCUCUAAUGAAAAUUACAGUUAACUUAAUAAAGAACCAGCUUCCAACUGAAAUCAGCAAUUUGUUCCACAGUGUCCUCAAAUGGCUAGCUUCAUGUACAAUGAAGUUUUCCAAAACUGAGUAAAGCCAAAAUGGUGCUUAUUAUUCCCUCUGUGAAACCUUGUGAACUGUUAUUUCCCCAUCAACUCUGAGAAAAUUUAUGGUAGAAGAUUUGCAUACUGUGAAAUACACCAGUCAGAUUAACUUUGUUAAGCAUUACAUUUUUUAAUUAUCAUUUGUUGGUUUAACAUCUAAAAUGCAGCCAAUUUGUGAAGGCUUCUGUGGACUAAGCUGCUGACAGAUUUUUGUGAUUUAACUGAAAUAAUGCCAUGUGGUUUUGUUAUGAACACUUAUUCCGUAUGCCUGUGUCUUUCUUGUUUAAUGUUUACUGCAUUAAAUUCAUACUUUUUAAGA
This is a messenger RNA of Vidua macroura (Pin-tailed whydah), 2564 nucleotides long. Its product is annotated as caspase-10-like. Gene Ontology annotation, molecular function: protein binding. Lineage: Eukaryota; Metazoa; Chordata; Aves; Passeriformes; Viduidae. The coding region runs from base 214 to 1635 and encodes 473 amino acids. The record is from RefSeq and is a predicted model, not a curated record. Gene Ontology annotation, biological process: proteolysis; negative regulation of extrinsic apoptotic signaling pathway via death domain receptors. The transcript has 8 exons.